Mus caroli (Ryukyu mouse) is the source of this 438-nucleotide messenger RNA. The record is from RefSeq and is a predicted model, not a curated record. NCBI's taxonomy places the organism in Eukaryota, Metazoa, Chordata, Mammalia, Rodentia, Muridae.
AUGCAGAUUUUUCUGAAGACCCUUAUGGGGAAGGCCAUCACGCUGGAGGUUGAACCCUCGGACACUAUAGAUAAUGUAAAGGCCAAGACCCAGGAUAAGGAAGGAAUUCCUCCUGGUAAGCAGAGGCUGAUCUUCGCUGGUAAGCAGCUGAAAGAUAGCCGUACUUUGUCUGACUACAACAUUCAAAAGGAGUCCACCCUUCUUCACCUUGUGUUGAGACUUCAGGGUGGUGCUAAGAAAAGGAAGAAGUCUUACACCAAAAAGAGUAAGCAUAAGAAGAAGAAGGUUAAGUUGGCUGUGCUGAAAUAUUAUAAGGUGGAUGGAAAUGGCAAAAUCAGCCAACAUCGUCGAGAGUAUCCUUCUGAUGAGUGUGGUGCUGGAGUUUUCAAGGGUAGCCACUUUGACAGGCAUUCCUGUGGCAAGGGUUGUCUGACUUAA